This is a messenger RNA of Onychomys torridus (southern grasshopper mouse), 420 nucleotides long. RefSeq names its product ribonucleoprotein PTB-binding 2-like. The transcript is spliced from 2 exons. The record is from RefSeq and is a predicted model, not a curated record. Gene Ontology annotation, molecular function: nucleic acid binding. NCBI's taxonomy places the organism in Eukaryota, Metazoa, Chordata, Mammalia, Rodentia, Cricetidae. Bases 103 to 420 code for a protein of 105 amino acids.
GCCCUUGCUCCGCGUCCGGCCCGCCUCGCCCCCGCGCGGCCUCUCCGCUUUCUCUCCCGCUUCGCUCCGGCCUCGCCGAGUCUGCAGCGGGGCUCCGGGAAGAUGGCGGCGCGGGGAGGCAGCGCGGGGGGCGCGGGCCUGGGAUCGGGACCUUCUGCUGGGACGGCGGGGGAGGCCGCGGAGCCCGCGCUGCGCUCGGGAGAGGUGGCCGCGCUGCACCCCCAGGAGGUGGCCGCGCGGUUGCAGCGGAUGCGGCGGGAGCUGAGCAACCGGCGGAAAAUCCUGGUGAAAAACCUGCCCCAGGACAGCAGCUCCCAGGAGGUUCACGAGUUACUGCAGGACUAUGAGCUAAAGUACUGCUAUGUGGACAGGAAUAAACGAACAGGUGAGCGUCGUUCCAGGCACUUCAUCUUCCUGUGA